Messenger RNA from Sorex araneus (European shrew), 945 nucleotides. Its product is annotated as olfactory receptor 52K1. The transcript has a single exon. Gene Ontology annotation, biological process: G protein-coupled receptor signaling pathway. Lineage: Eukaryota; Metazoa; Chordata; Mammalia; Eulipotyphla; Soricidae. Gene Ontology annotation, cellular component: membrane. The record is from RefSeq and is a predicted model, not a curated record. Bases 1 to 945 code for a protein of 314 amino acids. Gene Ontology annotation, molecular function: olfactory receptor activity; G protein-coupled receptor activity.
AUGUCCUCCUUCAAUACCACCUUCAUGCAUCCUGCAGUCUUCCUGUUGAUGGGGAUCCCAGGCCUGGAACACCUACACAUCUGGAUAUCCAUUCCUUUCUGUUUUGCCUAUACUCUGGCCCUCCUGGGAAACUGUACCCUUCUUUUUAUCAUCGUGGUGGAUGCAGCCCUUCACGAGCCCAUGUACCUCUUCUUAGCUAUGUUGUCAAUGAUUGAUCUGGUUCUGUCAUCUUCAACCCUACCCAAAAUGCUCGCCAUUUUCUGGUUCAGAUAUCGGGAGAUCAACUUCUAUGCUUGCCUGGUCCAGAUGUUCUUUCUCCACUCUUUCUCUAUCAUGGAGUCAGCAGUGCUGCUGGCCAUGGCCUUUGACCGCUAUGUGGCCAUCUGUAAGCCGCUACAUUAUACCACGAUCCUGACCGGGUCCCUCAUCGCCAAGAUUGGGAUGGCUGCUGUGACUCGGGCUGUCGCACUGAUGACUCCACUCCCCUUUUUGCUUAGACGUUUCUACUACUGCAAAGGUCCAGUGAUCGCCCACUGCUACUGUGAGCAUAUGGCAGUGGUGAGGUUGGCUUGUGGAAACACUCGCUUCAACUUUAUCUAUGGCAUUGUUGUAGCUAUGUUUAUAGUGGUGUUAGAUCUGUUCUUUGUCAUUCUAUCGUAUUUCUUCAUCCUUAGGGCAGUUCUACAGCUUGCCUCUCAGGAGGCUCGCUACAAGGCUUUUGGGACCUGUGUGUCACACAUAGGUGCCAUCUUGGCCUUUUACACACCCGUGGUUAUCUCUUCAGUCCUGCACAGAGUCGCUCGUGGAGCUGCCCCACAUGUCCACAUUCUCUUUGCUAAUUUCUACCUGCUCUUCCCACCCAUGGUCAACCCAAUCAUCUAUGGUGUCAAGACUAAGCAGAUUCGUGAUCGUGUCUUGGGACUCUUUCUGAGAAAGUCUGUGUGA